ACGAAGAUCAACGUCUGUCUUCUCCCUUUUCCCUGAACCCUCUUCUUCUCCCUUCGAUAGAAGACAGAUUCACCAUUCAUUGCAACGACUGUCGAGGGCAUCAAUAGCCUCGCUGCUCCCUGCUGUUUCCUGCUUAUUGUUCUCAAAUUCCAACCGCUGAACUGCUGCACGAUUUCCUACAGAACAAACCCACUGGUACUCGGUGCCAAUUACGCUCGUUAGAACAAGACUAGAACACACGCCAUAUCUCCAGCGAUCUCCCGACUUUCCCAUCCUCACCCCUAGUUCCGCAUCUUCCGCCAGCCCAACGCGCCCUCGUCCUCAAAAAAACGCGUUCUCUGCCCAUCUUCCCAGAGACUCCUCCACAGAACACCACCGAUCGAGCCCUCCAGCCUUGGGCUUUGGAAGAUCUGGCAUCCUUUCCAGGAGAGGAGAUCUCAACUGCUGAUGCCAACUUUAUAACCGGAUAUCCUUGUGUUUGAACAGAUGGCUCCGGACUUUCGAUUACGGCUGGGGAGAUGUCUCCUGUUCUUGGUCGGCUUGGCAUAUACAGAAGCCUUCUACAUUCCAGGGUGGUCGAUCAAGAGCUACAAGGAAAACGAAGCAAUUCCCCUUCUUGUCAACAAAGUUUAUUCCGAUAACACCCAGUUACAAUAUGCCUACUACGACCUUCCUUUCGUCUGCCCACCCACGGGAGCCCGCCAUGAGGGCUCCUCACUCCUCAGCGGGCAGACCAUCCCCCUAAAUCUCGGCGAAGUCCUCCGCGGCGAUCGAAUCACACAAUCCGAUAUCGAGCUCGUGAUGGGUCAGGACCAAGAAUGCAAGUUCCUGUGCACCAGAACUGUUACCAGAAAGGAUCUAAAGCGCGCCAGAGAGAUGGUCAAGGGUGGCUAUGUCGCAGAGUGGAUUGUGGACAACCUGCCUGGCGCGACGAGCUUCGUGACUGUAGACAAGAGUCGGAAGUACUAUGCUGCAGGGUUCAAGCUGGGGUAUACAGACGUCUCGAUGAGUUCGGAGAAGCCUAGAUACUACAUAAAUAACCAUCUCACGAUUGUCAUUCGAUACCGCAAAGCGCCUGGGAAAGAUGGGGAGAGGGGCGGCAGGGUGAUCGUGGGGUUUGAGGUCUAUACGAAGAGUAUUGGGCCGGGCAAUGGAUUGGAGAAUGGAUGUCCGGAAGAUAUCAAUGAGGUGGAAGCACCGAUGGAGCUAUACCUCCCUCCGAAUACGACAGAUAUGGCUCUUCAGUAUCCGCACUCGUCCUACUACCCCCCGGAGAGCGAGCAAGACAUCGAGGAUGGCGCAACGCUCAACAUCCCGUAUACAUACUCGGUUUACUUCCGCGAGGACGACAAGAUAGAAUGGUCGCAUAGAUGGGAUCUAUACUUCGUAAAUCAGGAAGAUGGCUCCAGGAUUCACUGGCUGGCAAUAAUCAAUUCUCUGAUUAUCUCUGGGUUGCUGAGCUCGAUCGUAGCUAUGAUUCUUGCCCGAACCAUUCGAGGGGAUAUUAAGACGUACAAAGACGCUUCAGCAGAAGAAGGAUUCAAGCAGAAGCGACGUUCGCGCCCAGGUUCAGGGGCACGUACGCCCAGACCGGGUGAGAAAACAACCGGGGGACUUCUGGAGCAAGUCGGAGAUACCGAGAAUGAUGCAGAUAUAUCCUCAGAUGAAGAAGCGCUGGAGGAGGCUACGGGAUGGAAAUUGCUCCAUGGCGACGUAUUCCGCGCUCCUGCGUACGGCUACCUGCUCGCACCGCUGAUCGGUUCGGGCAUGCAGCUGGUCUUUAUGGUCGUUGGGCUUCUCUUCCUCAGUAGCCUUGGGGUUUUGAAUCCGUCCUUCCGCGGCGGAUUCAUGUCCGUAGGCAUCGGUCUCUUCGUAUUCGCCGGUGUCUUUUCAGGAUACUUCUCCGGACGGGUCUACAAAACAUUUGGCGGUGUGAACUGGCGAAAGAAUACCCUCAUAACUGCUACACUAUUCCCGGGUCUGCUCUUCGCCCUGGUAUUCAUCCUGAACCUUUUUGUCUGGGCGCAGGCCUCUUCGACCGCGCUCCCAUUUGGUACACUAGUCGGCAUCGUCCUUCUCUGGCUCUGUAUCCAAUUACCCCUGGUGUAUUUUGGUUCCUGGUUCGGUUAUAUACGCACCGGUCCCUGGGAACACCCCACGAAAACGAUCGCGAUCGCACGGCAGAUCCCGGUGCUCCCGUGGUACAUUCGCACGCCGCAAUCCAUCCUCCUCGCCGGCCUGAUCCCAUUUGCGGUCAUCUUCAUCGAGUUGCUUUUUGUCUUCCAGUCCCUUUGGCAGGAUAAGUCCGGCUACUACUACGUCUUCGGCUUCCUAUCGGCUGUCUGCGUCAUCCUCAUCCUGACAAUCGCCGAGGUCACCAUCGUGACCAUCUACAUCAAGCUCUCGGCGGAAGAUUACAACUGGUGGUGGCACAGCUUCUUCGUCGGGGGCGGCAGCAGCAUCUGGGUGUUCUUGUAUUGCAUCUGGUACUAUUUCACGAAAUUGCAUAUUCAGGGCUUCGUCAGCGGCCUGCUUUUCUUUAGUUAUAGCUUCAUGGCGGUCUGUGUUUAUGGACUGUUGACGGGCACGGUGGGAUUUUUGACAGCGUAUGCCUUUGUUAGAAGGAUUUAUGGGGCCAUAAAAGCAGACUAACGAACGAUUCCUACAAAGUUGGCAUGGGCGGACACAGGCUGGAGUUGAAGAAAUUUGGAAACUGAUCGAUCGGGAACACAUGAAUGCUAAUGUUUUUUUAUUUGUCACUCCCUCAUUGUCCCCCACCGCCGUGUUCCAUGUCCGGGAUGUAAUCUCCUGUGUUAAGUGACAAGAGUGUUUGGAUUUAUGACUACCUAGGUAGGCAUUCUAGGGAGGGAAUCCUAGAGGCGAGUUUUGCACGUUUAUAUCUAACUGGGUAAGAAACCGCCAUGCCAGCGAAAACGCCUCCCGAGGACGAAUACACGUACCUAGCCAUCUUCGCCUUGCCUCUCCAUAACUAUCUCUCAUGACCCCUUUUACAUCCCACCCCUCUACUCACGCAUGCUCACACCCCCUCCGCCUUCGCAAGCGCAAUGCAACUAAAUCUCAGAUCCCCGCCUCCACUUCUCAGCUCCAGAUCUAUAACCCUCUUAAGCCCAAGCGCCAG
This is a messenger RNA of Amorphotheca resinae ATCC 22711, 3139 nucleotides long. RefSeq lists its product as hypothetical. The transcript is spliced from 3 exons. The record is from RefSeq and is a predicted model, not a curated record. Gene Ontology annotation, cellular component: membrane; Golgi apparatus. Gene Ontology annotation, biological process: protein localization to membrane; vacuolar transport. The coding region runs from base 487 to 2652 and encodes 721 amino acids. Lineage: Eukaryota; Fungi; Ascomycota; Leotiomycetes; Helotiales; Amorphothecaceae.